CCGGGCAAGCCGCAGCCGCGCGAGUGCGAUGCCUGCCGGGAAUUGUAGUUCCAAAGCGCUUAGCGCUAGCUGGGAAGGGGGCGCUUGAGAUGGGAGGAGGCGGCUGGACCCCCGCGGUCGCCUGGGGUCUGGCUGCUGCUGGCUCGCGUCUAGGGCAAGCUGUGUGGUUUGAACUGAGCUUUUUGUCCCGGCCUGCCCCCUUCUCCCAGAUCUGACACCCUUUCUCCACCACCACCCGGCGCUGGUGGAAACCGGUCCGCAGCCCCUAAUCUGCCCUGCAGCCCUCAUGGGCUGCCGCCCGCCGCCGCCUCGGCUGCGACACAGGACCAGGCAGGGAUAAGCGCCGGACCAGGUGGCCACCAUGUCCGGAGACUAUGAGGAAGAUCUCUGCCGGCGAGCGCUCAUCCUGGUCUCGGAGCUCUGCGCACGGUUCCGAGACGCCGACACCAGAGACAGAUGCCAGGAGUUCAACAGCCGGAUCCCCGGCUACCCCCGGGGCCCCGACGCAGACAUUUCUGUGAGUCUGCUGUCGGUCAUCGUGACCUUCUGUGGCAUUGUCCUUCUCGGCGUCUCCCUCUUCGUGUCCUGGAAGUUGUGCUGGGUGCCCUGGAGGGACAAGGGAGGCUCGGCAGUGGGCGGUGGCCCCCUACGCAAAGACCUGGGCCCUGGGGUGGGGUUGGCCGGCCUGGUGGGUGGCGGUGGGCACCUGGGGGCCGGACUGGCCGGACUGGGCGGCCACCCUCUGCUGGGCGCCCCCCACCACCACGCCCAUGCUGCCCACCAUCCACCCUUUGCCGAGCUGCUGGAGCCGGGCAGCCUAGGGGGCUCCGACCCCCCCGAGCCCUCCUAUCUGGACAUGGACUCCUACCCUGAGGCUGCGGCCGCCGUGGUGGUGGCCGCUGGGGUCAAAGCGAGCCAGACGUCUCCUGAGCUGCCCUCCGAGGCCGGGGCGGGCUCAGGGCUGCUGCUGCUGCCUCCCAGCAGUGGCAGCUUGCCCAGCGCCCAGUCUCAUCAGCAGGUCACGAGCCUCGCACCCAGCACCAGGUACCCGGCCCUGCCGCGGCCCCUCACGCAGCAGACGCUGACUACACAGCCGGACCCCAACAGCGAGGAGCGGCCGCCCGCCCUCUCCCUCCCCCUGCCCGGCGGCGAGGAGAAAGCCAAACUCAUCGGGCAGAUCAAGCCCGAGCUGUACCAGGGCACCGGCCCGGGGGGCCGGAGGGGCGGCGGGGGUGAGGCAGGCACCCCCUGUGGCCGCAUCAGCUUUGCCCUGCGGUACCUCUACGGCUCCGACCAGCUGGUGGUUCGGAUCCUGCAGGCCUUGGACCUCCCGGCCAAGGACUCCAAUGGCUUCUCAGACCCCUACGUGAAGAUUUACCUGCUACCUGACCGCAAGAAGAAGUUUCAGACUAAGGUGCACAGGAAGACCCUGAACCCCAUCUUCAACGAGACGUUCCAGUUCUCGGUGCCCCUGGCUGAGCUGGCCCAGCGCAAGCUGCACUUUAGCGUGUACGACUUUGACCGUUUCUCGCGGCAUGACCUCAUCGGCCAGGUGGUGCUGGACAACCUCCUGGAGCUGGCCGAGCAGCCCCCCGAUCGCCCGCUCUGGAGGGACAUCAUGGAGGGCGGCUCGGAGAAGGCAGAUCUCGGGGAGCUCAACUUCUCACUCUGCUACCUCCCCACUGCCGGGCGCCUCACCGUGACCAUCAUCAAAGCCUCUAACCUCAAAGCGAUGGACCUCACGGGCUUCUCAGACCCCUACGUCAAGGCCUCUCUGAUCAGCGAGGGGCGGCGUCUGAAGAAGCGCAAAACCUCCAUCAAGAAGAACACGCUGAACCCCACGUACAAUGAGGCGCUGGUGUUCGACGUGGCCCCCGAGAGCGUGGAGAGCGUGGGGCUCAGCAUCGCCGUGGUGGACUACGACUGGUGGCACUGGGCCGAGAUGCUGGCCAACCCGCGCAAGCCGGUGGAGCACUGGCACCAGCUGGUGGAGGAGAAGACUCUGACCAGCUUCACGAAAGGUGGCAAAGGACUGUCCGAGACAGAGAACCCGGAGUGAGAGGUCUGACCUGGGCCAGGGGUCUGACCAGGCCCCCUCAGGACUCCAUCCCUUCCUGCCCGGACCGAGAACUCAUCUCCUCGAAGCCAUAGCGUCCGAGCUGCUGGUGCAGGGCUGCCCUGGGCCCGCCUCUCUUUCCUGGACGUGUGUGGGUGGGCAGCAGGCAGCCCAGCGCCCUGGUUCACGGUGGGGGGCAUUUAGCCUCUGCUGUCUGUCUCGUCUUCCCCGGGGCCCCCCUCGAGGGAGGGGCCAUGCAUGUCUGGGAGACCCCUCCCCUCCCCUCCGUCUGUCUCUACUCUUGUCCAAGCCUGGUGUUCUGAUUCUUGUUCUCACUGUGAAUGUGUCCUGUGUCCCUGGAUACACAAACCUGUGUCCCCUACUGUGUUCACCACCACCCAAGUCUGGCCGACCCCCCCCACACACACAAUGCUGCUGCUAACAACGCCAGAAUAAACACUCUGUGGGUCUCACUACCUAGGGCUCACGUCCUCUCUGACGGGGAAGCUGUGUUAGAGCCAGUUGGCUCUGCAUCUGACAGUCGUGGGCCUUGUUCUGUGGUUGGGCAACUCAAUCCAUCCCUCUGGGGCUUAGUUUUUAAAAAUUAUCUUUGUCAGGACCAUUGUGUAUUGUAAGACAUAAAAUACAGCACAGAACCACAGAUAGAAUUGAGAGACCCCCAACAUAUGGAGAGUGGAACGGCACUGGGGGACUUCAGGUAUGGCUCGAUCCAGCUGCUCCUGCCACUACCUUUUGCUUUCCUCUUUUCUGUCUUGCUUCUCAGGUAGGAAUUGCAAGGCAAUUAAGUGGCUGCCUGAUGCUAUGGGCUUCUGCUGAAAAAACAAAGCAAAAAAAAAAUCUAAAGAUCAGAACUGCUUUUGGAAGAGCUUUAAUGAUGGGGCUCUCUUAUGGGGUUAGUGGGGACACUGAGUUUAGCGGCAUAGGCUGGUGAGUCGGUGGCUCUGGUACAGACUGUGCCCUGUCUCACACGGCGGCAUUAAAGCAGACAGCGCGGACAGGGCCUCCCCAUGUGUGUUCAUCUUUUCUCUCCCACAAGAGUUCUCAUUUCUCUUCCUGUCACACCAGGCUCUGCACAGACCCUGAGCUGCAGAGUUGUCUGGGAAGACAGGCAUCUGUCAUUUCUGGUCCCCAUCGUGCGAAGCAGGCCUUGCCAGCCAGAAAGCACAUGGAGUGGGUGGCUCUGGGUAGGACAUGAACAGGACCUGCUGCUACUGUGGAUGAAUGGGACCUGUGGUGCCUGCCCCGGCAGCGGAGAAUUUCCAAGGAAACAAAAUGAUGCUCCUCCAUGUCUUUCAGGAGAAGGAUUCUGAUUGGUCCUGCUCUGGCCUUGGUUGGCCUCCUGGGGCCAAUCAUUGUGCCCCUUUGGCAAGCAUGCUCUUGGCCCGCCCCUGCCA
Fukomys damarensis (Damara mole-rat) is the source of this 3471-nucleotide messenger RNA. RefSeq names its product synaptotagmin 3 (gene Syt3). Gene Ontology annotation, cellular component: membrane. Gene Ontology annotation, biological process: regulation of dopamine secretion; calcium-ion regulated exocytosis; cellular response to calcium ion. The record is from RefSeq and is a predicted model, not a curated record. NCBI's taxonomy places the organism in Eukaryota, Metazoa, Chordata, Mammalia, Rodentia, Bathyergidae. Gene Ontology annotation, molecular function: clathrin binding; calcium ion binding; phosphatidylserine binding.